Molecule: messenger RNA, 3049 nt
Organism: Lampris incognitus (smalleye Pacific opah)
Lineage: Eukaryota; Metazoa; Chordata; Actinopteri; Lampriformes; Lampridae
Gene: ppp1r3g
Product: protein phosphatase 1 regulatory subunit 3G
Exons: 2
Coding region: 429-1241 (270 amino acids)
Biological process (GO): regulation of glycogen biosynthetic process
Cellular component (GO): protein phosphatase type 1 complex
Molecular function (GO): protein phosphatase 1 binding; glycogen binding
Source: RefSeq, a predicted model, not a curated record
CCGUCAGAAUCGUUACGUUCACUGUUCUACAGAGUCCCGACUUCCGGAAGUCAAGUCCAUGUGUGUGUCCAGCCCAAUAGAGAAGUACUUGUUUUGUCUGCAUGAAGAUGGUGCUUCGAACUGGCUGGAAGUGUGAACCACGCUGGUCGCAGGGUUCCCAAUAACAAAGCAGACGUGACAGUGACACGUUACAAACUGGAGGUUAAAAAAAUCAAUCCAUAAUCAAUAUCUAUGGAAACAGGUCAAAGUUGAUUGCGUAUCUGUGACCUCACGGGUGAGGAGACACGUUGUCCCAUUAUUCAUCUCUGCGUCAGGGGAGGCGGAUCUCCACACCGACUCCUCCGAACACACCGACUCCAGAGAGGAGGGGGGGGACGAGAGAAGGGGAGGGAGAGAGAGAGAGAGAGAGAGAGAGGCGCGGAGCAGAAAUGUCCGACUCCAGAGAGCUGCAUGCGGAGAACAGAGCGGAGGAGGGAGAUGAGGAGGAGGAAGAUGAGGAGGAGGUAGACGACCUGGUGGACUCCCGCCAGCUGGAGAGGUUCAUGAGAGACAGGAGGAGAGCCCGGUCUCUGCCCGCCUACCCGGAGCAGGAGGCGCUCCUGCAGGAGCUGUCCGCCGGCACCGGCAGGAAACGCGUCAAGUUCGCCGACUCCCUCGGUCUGAGCCUGGCCAGCGUCAAGCACUUCAGCACGCUGGACGAACCGAACAUCCCCAGCGGGGUCCUGCCCGGCCUCCGGAGCUUCCCGCAGCGCGACACCCUGGACGACCUCUGCACCGGCUUCAAGUCCGGUCUGGCCCUGGAGCGACUGGUUCCGACUUUCCUGGAUCCUGGUGGGCAGCAGGACUUCCGGCAGAGGGUGGAGACGCAACGGGUCUCCCUGGAGAGAGCCUUUGUCUCCCAGUUCGACGUCCGCGGGCAGAUUCGCGUGGACUCCGGCGGUGCUGAGAAGGAGGUCGGGGUGAGGUACACCUUCGACGACUGGCUCUCACACGCGGACGCGCAGGCGCUGCCCGUGCCGGCGGACAAAGCCCAGCCGGGCUGGUUCGGGGAGCGGUUCUCCUUCACCAUGCGCGCGCCGCCGGGUUCGGGCGCUGCCUCCGUACACUUCGCCGUGUACGCGCGGAGCGACGGCGCGGAGUUCUGGGACAACAACCGCGGACACAACUACACGCUGCGCCGCCGCCGCCGCCGCGCGUCCGACGCCACGGCCCACGUCAGCGCCGCCUACUGCGCCGACUAGGCCGGGGCCGUGCCGUGCCGUGCGCGUCGUGCGUAAAAACGCUGUCCGUGCGUAAAGACGCCGCGCGGGGCGCUACGAUGCAUCACGGCCGCUUCCAUUCCUCCGCUACACCUCCCAGACACCCACCCUUCCGCCGCUGUGCCACCCGGGGACGGCCAGGUCGCCCCCGGGUGGCACAGACCGGGGCAAUAAAGCAGGCAGGCAACGUGACGUAACACACCCUGGCAAACAGCCAGCUGAGUUUACCGUCCCGCCCACACACCCAUUUAGCCCCCACGCCGAACUGAGACGCACCAGCUGUGGCUUUUCCCCCUCCCUCCCCCCCACAAGACACAACAGACACACGAGACACAAACACAACCUCUCUCUUUCUCCGCGUGCUUUCGGCCUCCGACCGGAGCACGCGGAGGCGCGCGCUCUUUGGGAGGAGCAGUGGCGAGGAGAAGGAGGAGGGGACACACUAAACCGAGACAUACAGGACAGACAGCCCCGGGGUCUCUCUUUAGAUAUCCAGCCAGAUUCCAUGCUGAGCUCCUGCAGGCCAGAACGGAGGACUUCCGGGGCGGGACCGGAGGACUUCCGGGGCGGGACCGGAGGACUUCCGGCCACUCCCUGCAUCUGUUUUAAUGAAGACGUUUCCUGCUGAAGUUCGGUCUAGACGGCAGUCCGCUGACACCGAAGAGGUCGCUGAGGCCAUGACGACACGUGUCUCAAUAAACGUGGUGUCCACACGACCUGAUUCAACCUUCUUUGACCUCUUUGAUUUUCUUACCUGGAUUAUUGAACAGCAUGAGGACAAGUUUUGGUUCAGGUUCUACAUGCUCCAACAAUGAGAGACUGGACGAGGACGAGGACGAGCCCUGUUCCAGGCCCAGCAAGACAGAGCUUUACUGAUCUCCCCUUCAUCUUAAUGCAGCCUGGACACGUCCAGCAGGCCAUGGUUUGAAGGUGUGGGUGGGCUGGUGUGGGCUCGCUGUGAGUUGGGAUGACCCACACCUCCUUUCCAGUGCUGGAGUCCAGCACAGACUGGACAAUCAGCUGGAUCAUUUCUCUGUACUCGUUUAGAAUUGUUAGCGUCUGUUCUCUCGCCGAUGUCACAGCAAGUCUUGAGACUCACAGGAAAUCAGUCUGAAAGCUACAUUCCGUUUGUUGAACUGAAAAUGAAAAAAUAAGCAUAAAGAAAUCUAAAGAAUUUCAGAAAUCUUCCCCUUUCGAUGUGUCCUGUCAUUACUCUGGCAGAGGAGUGUUUCCUGAGCAGCCGAGGACUGGACUUCAGUUCUCAGACGAGAUCAGGGUUGAUGGUGGUGGUGGUUUUCUGAUAAAUCGAUCCGCUUGUCUAUCAUCCACCCAGAUGACUGACGUGGACCCAGUGACCUCUGUUCUGUUUCUGUCAAACCGCUUCUGAUGUCCCCACACCUGUUCUGCUGUUGCUAAUAAACACGAAGCAGCACAGGAUGUGAUGUCACACUUCCUGUAGCAGCACUCAUGCUGUAGACCAGUUCAGACCAGCUCACAUAUGAAUCUGUGACCAGACCCAAAGUAGCAAACCGUCCAUGUUACCAUGGGAGACACCAGAGGACACCGCCGUCGGCCUCGUUACCUGUCUGACAGAUAACACAAGUGGGUCUGACUGAGCCACUUGUGUAACGCUUCUCAUACACACAAUGUAGCACGAGGCGCUUCACACAGUAAAGCCCCAAGUGGAUGAAUCAGAAACAAAAGGUAGAAAACAAGCUAGAGAGUAAAAGGAUGAGGCCAGGGAGAAGAGCAGACUAACAUCAACUAACAAAUAAAUACAAUUUAAUCAA